Molecule: messenger RNA, 451 nt
Organism: Aureobasidium pullulans EXF-150
Lineage: Eukaryota; Fungi; Ascomycota; Dothideomycetes; Dothideales; Saccotheciaceae
Product: vacuolar ATP synthase
Exons: 3
Coding region: 20-451 (143 amino acids)
Biological process (GO): proton transmembrane transport
Cellular component (GO): fungal-type vacuole membrane; proton-transporting V-type ATPase, V1 domain
Molecular function (GO): proton-transporting ATPase activity, rotational mechanism
Source: RefSeq, a predicted model, not a curated record
UGCUGAAGAAACAACAAUCAUGGCUCUUCCACAAUCCGCAUACAAGGACCGUCAGUUCCUGGCUGUUAUUGGCGAUGAGGACUCGGUGACGGGAGUCUUGCUCGCCGGUGUUGGUCACGUUACCGACCCUCCGGACUCACAAAAGAACUACUUAGUCGUCGACCACAAGACCGAGACUUCAGCCAUUGAGGAGGCCUUUGACAGCUUCACCCAGGAGCGCAAGGACAUUGCCAUUCUCCUCAUCAACCAGCAUGUAAUAGAUACUCAACCUGGAACAAUUGCCGAAAUCUUGUACUCACACUGGACACAGAUCGCCGACAAGAUCCGCAGCCGCGUCGACGCAUACACCCAAGCAUUCCCUUCCCUCCUCGAGAUCCCCUCAAAGGACCACCCCUACGACCCGGAGAAGGACAGCGUCAUGAAGCGCGUCAAGAAGUUGUUUGGAGAGUAA